Molecule: messenger RNA, 2068 nt
Organism: Indicator indicator
Lineage: Eukaryota; Metazoa; Chordata; Aves; Piciformes; Indicatoridae
Gene: PDK3
Product: pyruvate dehydrogenase kinase 3
Exons: 11
Coding region: 1-1221 (406 amino acids)
Biological process (GO): regulation of glucose metabolic process; protein phosphorylation
Cellular component (GO): mitochondrion
Molecular function (GO): pyruvate dehydrogenase (acetyl-transferring) kinase activity
Source: RefSeq, a predicted model, not a curated record
AUGCGGCUGUGCGGGGCGCUCCUGAAGAGCCCCGUCCCCAAACAAAUCGAGUACUACUCCCGCUUCUCCCCCUCGCCCCUCUCCAUCAAGCAGUUCCUCGACUUCGGUCGUGACAAUGCAUGUGAGAAGACUUCGUACAUGUUUCUGCGGAAGGAACUUCCUGUGCGACUAGCUAACACCAUGAGAGAAGUUAAUUUGUUGCCUGAAAAUUUACUGAACAGGCCUUCGGUUGGUCUAGUACAGAGCUGGUACAUGCAGAGUUUUCUUGAGCUUUUAGAAUAUGAAAAUAAAAGUCCCGAGGAUCCUCAUGUUCUGGAUGACUUUUUAGAUGUUUUAAUUAAAGUCAGGAACAGACACAAUGAUGUGGUUCCAACCAUGGCUCAAGGGGUGAUUGAAUACAAGGAAAAAUAUGGCUUUGAUCCAUUUGUUAGCAGUAACAUCCAGUACUUUCUAGACAGAUUCUACACCAACCGCAUCUCUUUCCGGAUGCUUAUUAACCAGCACACACUUCUCUUUGGUGGAGACAUUAAUCCUGCUCAUCCCAAACAUAUUGGAAGUAUUGAUCCUAAUUGUAAUGUGGCAGAGGUGGUUAAAGAUGCUUAUGAUACUGCUAAGAUGCUAUGUGAACAGUACUACACGGUGGCACCUGAUCUGGAGGUUGAAGAAUUCAAUGCUAAAGCUCCAAACAAGCCUAUUCAAGUAGUCUAUGUACCUUCUCAUUUGUUUCAUAUGUUAUUUGAAUUAUUCAAGAAUUCAAUGAGAGCUACAGUGGAACUGCAUGAAGGUAAGAGAGAAGUCUAUCCAUCGAUCAAAACCUUAGUCACUUUGGGAAAAGAAGAUCUGUCUAUUAAGAUAAGUGAUCAAGGUGGAGGUGUACCUCUAAGGAAGAUAGACAGAUUGUUUAACUACAUGUAUUCAACAGCACCCAGGCCUAGUUUGGAGCCCUCAAGAGCUGUGCCUUUGGCUGGGUUUGGCUAUGGCUUGCCAAUUUCUCGUCUGUACGCUAGGUACUUUCAAGGUGACCUUAAACUCUACUCAAUGGAAGGUGUUGGUUCAGAUGCUGUAAUUUAUUUGAAGGCCCUUUCAAGUGAAUCAUUUGAAAGACUUCCAGUUUUUAAUAAGUCAGCGUGGCGACACUACAAGACCACACCUGAAGCAGAUGAUUGGAGCAACCCUAGCAGUGAGCCAAGGGAUGCUUCUAAAUAUAAAGCUAAUCGAUAAAUUGCCACCUUUCUGUCUCUGUUGGAGAUGACCUCUGCAUUCAGUAUAAAGUCUCAGCUUUGUUCCAAAAUCCUUUAAACCACGAUAGCUCAAACACUUCCAAACAAAGAUCUAAUCAGGGCAUUUGGAAAAUCCUAAAGAACAAAGUGAUGAUUGGGACUUAAAAGGAAGGCACUAAGCACGUUUGGUAUGUGAAUCCCAUCUGCUCCACCAGAAUAUGCUUGGUUGCUUCAGUCAUGCAUUGACAAAAGGGGGUUGCACUGUGGUUGCACUUCAGAAUACAAUGUUGUAACAAACAAACAAAAAAAGAUACUGUUUGAAAUGGCCAAUUUUUGUUCCAAGGUGAGGAUUGGCAUGAAGUGCAGAAUCCCUUGAAAUGGUGAACAGCAUCUUGCACAGCAAUGUAGUGUAAGAAAAAUUUGUGAUGUAGUUAAACAUACACUUGGGAAAACCCACUCUUUGCUGCAUUUCAUAUUGCACAGUGUCUCACCUCUGACAGGGAAUCCUUUGGAGCUCUUCAGAUCUUCUGUCUAACGAGCUUAGUAAUAAAAAAAAAAAGGGUUGUGCAGCUUUUAAGUGAUGCUUUCCCCAAAAUUCCCAAAUCCAUUUGUCAAGUGCAUACAAACAUGGUGUUCUUGUAAGACAUUGGGACUUCCACUUCUUGGGAUGCACCUUAAGGAUUUGCUUGACACUCAAACAGAGAAACGAAUUUCGAUACAUUUUUUUCCUUGUUUUGAGGAAAGAACAGAAAGAAUUAGCUCAUUGCUCCAUACAAGAAAUUCUCUCAAUACAGGGGCAGGGUAAUUCCAGUUCAUGUUUAUUGCCUAUCUUUUUUUUUUUUUUUUUU